CCACUUGCGUUCACGCCACCGAGACGCGAUGCUGCUCGAACCCGAACUUGUCGAGUACAUUGCGGCGUACAUUGCGUGCCCGUCGGCAUGGCUCGCGUUCCUCUCGGCGAUGCCCCGCUGGUCGCUGCGCCGCCCGCUGCAGAGCCUCCUCCGACUGUACCCGAGCGUGCUCCAGCGCGGCCCGCGCCUCGUGCUGCCCAAGAUCUCGCCCGAUCACGUCGAGGAUAUUCGUGCUGCCAUGCCGCUCUACACAAUCGUCGAGCUCUCCGACUGGAGCAACGUGCGCCACGCGAUCAACGUGGUCGUGCCGUCCGUGGACGUUGAGAUCGCCAACGUCAAGUCGUUUGAUGUGCUCUCGACCGCGAUGGCGCGGUGGCCAUUGCAGCUCGUCGCGUGCAAGGUCGACAUUGGACCCGAAGUGCUCUUCUCGUCACUCGACGUGGCGGCCGCGUGCGCCGAGAUGCAACGCUCAUGUCCGCGCCUAGCGUCCUUGGAUCUAUGCUGGCAGCGGCUCAUGGCGCCCGCCGAGCAAGACGCGCUCGUCGCCUGCAUCUGCGCGUCGUCGCAGCUCACGCACUUGCGCAUUGCCUCGUUCAUGGCGAUCGUCUUGACCGACGACAACACAUGCAAAUUGGCGUCGUGGCUCGAACGCGCCCGCUGUGUGCACACGAUCGCGUUCGAAUCGGUAGCCUUUUCGCUCCAGUCGGAAAGCGCCGUGUGCCAUGCGCUCCGGCGCCACGUGCCAACGCUACGGUCGCUCAAGCUCGCGUUCACACCGUCGCUCGCACGCGCCUUGCUCAACGGCCGGCAGCUGCCCACGUCGCUGCCACGUCUUGAAAUCGUCGGCAGCAUCGAGACGGUCGACAUUGCGCCGUCCAUGGCGGCCAUGAUGGCCGAGUCGCUCGCCGAGUCGCACUUGACGCACUGCACGCUUUCGAGCAACCACUGCUUGCACAACCCGAGCGUCGCGGGCCUCAUCUUUGGCGCGUUACCGCACAUGGUGUACCUCCGGCACCUCAAUUUGACCUACAACGGACUCGAUACGGUCGCGUGCGAGGUGCUUGCCACGACGCUGCCGAAAAUACAGCACCUGGUGAGCCUCAACGUCGAAAACAACUUUUUGCGCGACGUGGGCUGCGCGAUCCUGGCGACGGCGCUUCCGCACUGCGCCUCGCUCCAGACGCUGCAUCUUGGUCAUAACUUCAUUGGCGACGUUGGCGUCCGCGCGCUCUGCAUGGCGGUGCGCAGCUCGACGUCGCUGACGACGCUGACGCUGGGCGGGAACGAGGUGACGGCCGUCGGCGCCGCGCAGUUGGCGCGUUUGGUGCAAGAAGCCAAGUGCCCGACGCUGACCACGCUGGACGUGGCACUCAACCCGCACUUGCAAGUCGACGGCGUCUUGCGGCUCCUGCAUGGCGUGCACCACUCGAGCGUCCAGCUCACCGUCUCGGGCUUGGCGCUGCCACCGCGUCAGCUUCGGAAAUGUGUGUCCUUGAUCGAGCAGCUCGAACUGCCGGCGACCUUGCUCACGUAGCACUUGGUUUCGAGUCUUGUGGUUUAUAUACUAAAUGGUUGUUGCCAUAACGUUAGUGUACAUUGUACAACUUGGUCGGAG
Messenger RNA from Saprolegnia diclina VS20, 1615 nucleotides. RefSeq lists its product as hypothetical. Gene Ontology annotation, biological process: nucleocytoplasmic transport; activation of GTPase activity. The record is from RefSeq and is a predicted model, not a curated record. Gene Ontology annotation, cellular component: cytosol; nucleus; perinuclear region of cytoplasm. The transcript has a single exon. Bases 29 to 1534 code for a protein of 501 amino acids. Gene Ontology annotation, molecular function: GTPase activator activity; small GTPase binding. NCBI's taxonomy places the organism in Eukaryota, Oomycota, Saprolegniomycetes, Saprolegniales, Saprolegniaceae.